Messenger RNA from Microthlaspi erraticum, 762 nucleotides. The record is from the annotation of a GenBank genome assembly. NCBI's taxonomy places the organism in Eukaryota, Viridiplantae, Streptophyta, Magnoliopsida, Brassicales, Brassicaceae.
AUGAGUGAUUCAGACGAUCAAGAGGAGAGAGAUAACUUGGCCGCGAGAGAGAUCGCGCUGGCCGAGCAACACGAAGAUCCGCCGGAUCCGAAUGCCGCGCACGAUCGCGCCAAUGAUGAUGAUAGAGCGCGACACAAUGAAGAAGUCAUGGGAGACUUCGAUUCCAAUCCAACACUACUAAUCAAUCGGAAUCCCAUCCAGCCGCCACUUCCUGAAGGAAGAAGCUAUGAGAUUUCACCGGAGAUCAUUGGUUUGGUGAAACAAAACCAGUUCCAAGGAAAACCCCAGGAGAAUCCUUUGGAACAUAUUGAUGCUUUUGAAGAAAUCUGUGGCACCAUCAGUGCAGGAGGUGCGCCCAAGGAGUACUUAAAGUGCAAACUAUUCUCUUUCACUUUGACAGGGAAGGCUUUGCGCUGGGUUAAGUCUCUUCCAGCUCAAUCCAUAACCACAUGGAAAGAGUACAAGGUGGCAUUCCUAGCCAGCAAUGGAAAUUUCAUGACCAAGACAGUUACUGAAGCAAAGAUUUUGAUUGAAAAUCUAGCCUCAAGCGACAGUGACAACUUCAUUGGGCAUGAGAGAGCAGUGAAGGCCAUAAAUUCUGAUCCAUACAGAGAUGGAUACAGUGAGAUCAAAGCCAUGAUGGCUGAGAUACUGAGAAACCAAGGAAGAGAAGUGGAGAGACAAAGAGAAGCUUAUAGAGUUGAAUCCACAAUAAUUCAAGAUUACUUUGGAGAUUUGAUUCCAAGUUUCAAGAAGAAGUAA